AUUUGAUGAUGAUGCCCAAAUGACUGCUCAAGCCUAUGCUCAUGCAUUUAAUGAUGAUGUCCCAGUGACUGCUCAAUCCUAUGCUCAAGCACCUAAGAAGAGAAAAAAGACAAGUGCAGCAGCUAAGGUGGUCUCAAAAGGCAAUGUUGCAGCACCAUCUUCAAGUGCAAAAGCACCAUCUUCAAGUGCAGCAGCUAAGGUGGUCUCAAAAGGCAAUGUUGCAACACCAUCUUCAAGUGCAAAAGCACCACCUUCAAGUGCAAAAGCACCAUCUUCAAGUGCAGCAGCUGAUAAUAUUGACAACAUUCUGGCAGGAAAAUGGUAUCCCACUGACUUUGACAAAUUUAUGGCUUUCAUCAAGAGGUAGAACAUCAUAGACUGUUU
Molecule: messenger RNA, 384 nt
Organism: Erythranthe guttata (spotted monkey flower)
Lineage: Eukaryota; Viridiplantae; Streptophyta; Magnoliopsida; Lamiales; Phrymaceae
Source: RefSeq, a predicted model, not a curated record